This is a messenger RNA of Lymnaea stagnalis (great pond snail), 4218 nucleotides long. The record is from the annotation of a GenBank genome assembly. NCBI's taxonomy places the organism in Eukaryota, Metazoa, Mollusca, Gastropoda, Lymnaeidae.
UGAUACUGUAACGAAUUAACAAAAUAAUUCAUACGUAAAUAAAAUCAGUUUUUAAAACAAAAUCCUUGCAUAGCAACUGAAUAUACAAUAUGGUGGAUUUGAAUGUGAAUGGUUGCUGUACCAUCUCUAUUUUGUUCUGUAAAUGUGUUCUUAUGUUGGCAUGAACUAAACAGUAAAAAAUCGCAGCAAUACGAGUGCGUGAAAAGAAUAACAUAUUGAUAUUGAUAUGUGCAUUGUUUUAAAUUAUUAUUUAUUAUUUACAUGGACAUCAGGACCCCAUUUACUUUUACAGACUCUAUAAAAGUAUUAUCUAUACUACUUAAUCAAACUCAAAGUUAAUCCCUUAAUCCUAAAUCUUAUUGAAAUUCUUAUCAAAAUUAUCAUAAUACUAUACUAUACUACAAAGUCACACCAUACAGUGACUUGAUAUACAUCAUAAUCAUACUGACUACUGCCAACUUGCCCAUACCAUAGGCAAGACAAGUUCUAGUAAUAAUUUAAAGUAAUAAUAAUAAAGACUAAAGAGUCAGAGAACUGAGUAACACACGUAUCUGAAUGAGCAGAGACAUGACAUAAGAUUGAUAAGGAUAGGAAUUCAAGUAUUGGUCUAACCUAAACAAAAUAUAAAAAUAAUGAAAUAAUUGAAAUAUUCAGUGAAAAUAUUUGAACAGAUUAUUUGUCAAAUAUUUUUAAGUUACACUCACUGAGUCUGAAUUAAGAUGUACCACUGUACCACAUUUUGAAAAUCGUAAUUAUAAUUUAAAAUUAUUAUAUCUGCAUUUUACCACUUAUUUAUACUUAAACCUUAAAUGCCAUUAGCUCAUGCACAAUUCCAAUAUUACUUUUAAAAAAUAUGGUUGCAUAAAAAUAUAAGAAAAUAAUUAACCUUAACAAUUUACAGGCAGCAAAUAUUUUUUUCAUUCAAUUGAAAUAGGGCUGCACUGUACAGUGAUUUCCAGCAUCAAGACAUUUAAAGCAAAGGAAGUCUAUACUGUAACUUUUCAGCCAAAGUGUGUGAACUUAUAUACUAGUAUGCUAUGUUUAUAAAGUCUACAUUUAAAUAUAAUUUUCCACAACCUGUUGGUUAAAAUUUCUUUAUAUUUAAUUUUAUAAAAGUGUGUAAAUUGUAUUACUAUAAACAGUAAAUAAGAUAGUGUUUGAAAAUUUUAAAAUCUAUUUUUAAUCUUCAUGUAAUUAAAUCUGAAUGUGUUAAUUACUUAUGUGAACGUCUUGGAAAGCUCUAUUAAUAAAUGUUUGACUGUAAUAAUAAUAAAUAAAUGAUUUAAAAAAAUAAUUUUUUAAAAAUUACUAUUUAGCUUAUAUAGUCUAAUUUCUAGUCUAAUAAUCCCUUUUUUUUUUCUUUGCAAUCCAGCAUAAAACAUCAGUCAUGGAGGACAUGUACAUGAAAGAAGCUAAACAAAUGAUAAAUGGCUUCAUUGACCUAGCUUUUCGUAGACUGGAAACAAGUAUGUCAGACAGAGAAAAGUCAUUUGAAUCUAUCAAACAGUUGCAUAGGUCAAGGGAACACACAAUACAAAAAGAAGAUACUUACAAUGUGGAAAAUAUAGAAUGGUUAACUAUUGAAGAAUUUACUCCUCAAAGAGGUGAAGAGAAAAUUCGUGAAUUCAUAACAGUAAGUGCAUGGUAUAGAAAAAUCCAGCGAGAUUUUCUUAUUUUAGGCCUACUGGUACCUAAAGAGACUUGAAAUAAUUUUUAAAAAACUUGGAUUUAACAUUUAUUAAAAAAUCUAGGCCUAAUACUUAUAAAUUUUAAGUUUUGACGCAGAAAAUUAAAUUUAACUUAAAUUGUUAACUUACAUAUUGUUUGUUUAAUUCAUUGAGAAAAAAAUACUAAGAAACUAAAUGUUGUCCCAACUCUCUUUACAGACAUGGGAGUUUGAGAAUUCCUGGUUGUAUUGCGUAGAUUUUCUUAGUGAAGAGGACACAGAAUUUGAUAAACGGUAUUUCUAUCGCUUGAAGUGGAGCAUUCCGACUCGUCGUAAGCCCAUUCCUAGAGCUACAGCCUCUGUUUAUUUUACAUAUGUCGUUUCAAAAAUCAGACCACCGGUUAGUAUAGAUUUUCUUUUUAAAAUAUUUUUUUAGGCUUUUCAAGAAAUUUCAAUAAAUUCUGUGACCUCAUUUUAUAAUAUUUAAUCUAAGGCAGUCCCUCACUGUCUUCAGGUAUUUUAAAAUAAAUAUAUAUAGUUUGAAUGCAGAGUCUCAUAUAGAUAUUUUCUUAUGAUUCUGUCAUAGGCCAUUUUAAAGUCCACAUAGAGUUGAUGUACCGGGAUAUUACAUUUGUAACAUAAUUUCUCUGGUAGACAUCUGAUGGUGAAAACCUGAUCAGUCAUCAAUCUGUUUUUUCUGAAUCCACAUUGGUUGUCACCAAGUAUUUUUUCAGUGUAUGGUUGUAGUCUUUUGGCAAUUAGUUUUGUCAGUAUUUUGUAUGUAACAUUUAAUAGGGAAAUUCCUCUGUAGUUUGUGCAUUGAAGUUUUGAACAUUAGUGUAUUGGGGUCAUUACUACUGUUUACCAUUCUGUUGGAAUUUUAUCUUCUUGCCAAAUUUUAGUCAUAAAUUUAUUUAUCUGAGUUUGUAGUUCUCUUCCUCCAUAUUUAAUACGUUCUGUCGUGAUGAGGUCUUCUCCAGAGGCUUUGUGGUUUUUCAUAGUUAAAGUGAGAAAUAGGUCUUGUUAAAAUUGAAUUUCUUUUAGGAUAUUUAACGCACAGAAGUAAAUAAAUAAAUGUACUCUUUUUCUUUAAUGAAAGUUUUUAACAAACAUUUAAGCUUUAACAUACCUUGUGCCUUAUAUUUUACAGCUUGAUUUCAGUGUCACCAUAUAAUGAAUUUUCUCCAUUCAUUUCUAGGAGAGUCCAGUGGAAGUGUUUUAUGUAUUUGAGACCAAUAGAUUGAUUCAUAAGUAAGUGUAAAUGCCAUAAGAAUUUGAAACAUUUGGGAAAAAAGAAUAACCAUCAAUUAAAUUGCUGGAAUUUGAUCAUUAUUUCAUUAUCAUUUGUGUCUUAAAGAAUUAGCGACUAUUUGAUUGCCAUGUUUAUAAUUUCUUAAGAGUUUAUUUUUCUUUUAAAAAUAAACAUUCAUUAACAGUUUUAAUAUUUUAAUUUCACAUUCUCUUAUUCUUUUUGAAAUAGGCCUGGGCUGUCACGCUUUAGGGAAAUGUGGCUGAAAGACAUCAUAGAGAGUAAAGUGAAGAUGAUUAACGAAGUGACUUUUUAAUGUCCGACCUGCCUGUUUGCAGUUCAUGAUUUUGUAUUAAGAUUUUUUAUUUUAUACCUGAAAUCGAAAAUUUAGAAUUGAAAGUACAAAAUACUACUAUUCAACUUUGUACUUUACAGACAGAAUUAAAGUUGUUUAAAUUCAUUGUCUUUUUUCCCACACAGCCAGAUUUUCUCAAAUGGUUUGUUACAAUAAUUUCCUGCUAUGGCUAUUAAUAAAUGAUGAAAAAUAACAAGAAUUCCAAGAAAAUUCAAAUCAAAAUAAGAGUUCCAUUAUUUUUAAAUUUAAUUACUAAAUGAGUAUAAAAAAAAUCAGUGAAAAUGAUUUCAUUUACUCCUAGUGACUAAGUGGGCUGAAGUGGGAUGUACAUUUUUAGAAAAAUUAAAACACUUUAAUGAACCCAAAUAUAUAGGCCUAGAGAAAACAUUAAGAGCCAAAAACUGGAUUAUCAAAGUUAUUAAUAAUUAUGAUAAAUUUUAAAAUACAUUUUUAAAAGUCAUCAAUCCUAUACAAAAAUAUUUAUCUAUAGAUGUUGCUUUUGAAUGAUUUUGAGAAUUUCAUAUUUAAAUUUUAAUACAGAUACUUGAAAAUUUUAAUUCAUAUUUGGAUUUAAAUUAUUAUUUUAGUUUGCAGCCAAUUUUAUUCAGUUUUUAUAUGGUUCAGGCAGCUUAUUAACGCUGCUCACGAGUAAAGAAAUUAAUACAUUUUAAAAUAUUUUAAAGGCUUAACAACAGUUUUUUUAAGAGGUCUGUAUAUUUGAAUUACAUUAGAAGAAAAAAAGAGAUCAAUAGUUAUGAACCAAAUUCUUGUAUCUUGCAAUAAAAGUUACUGAGAAAACUCAUUUUUUAUAAUAAUAUUGUACAUAAUAUUAAUCAUAUAUUUGGUUAAAUUCCUUUUUCCCAAUAAAAUUGUACAUGAUAAUUUUAAUUUAAUAUUUUGUUAAACACUUUACAUAUUUUUUAUGGUUGAAUAAAUAUAAAAGGCUUA